AAGCUUGACAAGUAGAAAAUUGUUGGUUUUUCUUCAUUACCAAAGGAGGCUGUGAUUCUAUAGCAACGCAAAGAAGAAUUCGUGCUUUGCGACAAGUCACCAAUUUUUCAUCAUCGGUUCAUCGUGCCUAUAUUGCUCCUGCUCUCGCAUACUUCCAUCUCUGUCUGUUUCUGCCGAACGGCCAUUUCUGCGUGGUUCUUCGCAACGAAACGCUGCUGCUCGUUACAAGUUGAUCCGAGUUAGUCUAUUACGGAUGUUUCUAUUGCGUGUUGAAAAUAUCUGAGUGAGUAAAACAAAAAAAGGCAUUACGAUUAUAUCUGCCUAGCUCGAAUCAAUCGGUAGCAAUGUCCAUUGUAACUCAUUGUAAACGUAAGCACGUGCUCAUUUCGAAUGUAUCUACUGAUCCGAUUACCUCCACUUCAGUGACUGCAGAACCAGGUACAUCCAAAGCAUCUGAUUCAAGAACCUCUGCCGAAACAAUGAAAUCUAUCCCUGUACAAAAAACAUCAGAUGAACGAAGCCAAACCAAAGAUGCCAAGGAAAAACAGAUGCUAGAAAAUGUAUACGCCCGAGAGCUGUUUUUUCGCCACACCAACAUAACACAAGUUUUGGCGCAAACACUUCCGACGCAUAAUGAAACACUCCGCCAAACGUUCGCGGCAAAGCUCUAUAGAAACUAUUUGCUAGUGCCCAAACAACGGAUCCGCAAGUAUCUCGAUGAGGUACGCUUUGAUACACGCUACAACGAAGGAUUGUUCCGAAUGGCGAUCAAGGUGCCAAUCACCAGCGCCCAAGAACUAACGGCAUACAGACAAAAGCUUGCCAAUGCGGGUAUCAGAAAGCUGUGCUUUGUUGAUAUGACUGUAAACAACUUAGUGCUCGAACAUCAGGAAAAGAUUGUAGAAACAUUAAAGACAAGAUUUAACAACUGGUCAGGCAAGUUGGAAAAGCUUUCCACCUACAUAACCAUGUACCAACGGCAACGUGAGGCCGACGACCGGAAAUUUCUAUCCCAAUUGAAACACCACUCAUCGAUGAAAGGUAAAUGGACACUACAGCUCCCGGAAGUAGUAGAGGAACUCGUUCGAGAGUCAAGAAUUCCAAGUGAAAAGCGCAAAAACUUGUUUUGGUCCACGUUGCGGUUCGAUGAUGACGCGUUGAAUAAAAAGUAUGAAACUGCUGAUUAUUCUAAAAUGCAAAAGGAAGUGGACAUCAACCCGGAUGUGUUAUCUGAGUAUCUCCCACGACGUACUGUUAAGAUAACUCAAGAAAAAACCCGUUUUGAUGCUCGUGAGAACCAAUUAGUGGACAAUACUGGCGCAGUACAAACCAGCGAAAAAUUUCUAAUUAUCGAAAAAGUUUCAGUACACCAACGGACAACAAUGUUGCAGGAUCAACCACGCCGGACAGCUACCAAUCAGCCGAAACUGCAAUCACGGCCCAAGCGCAUCUCAUACGAAUCGGAAACCUUCUCAGACGAAAUUAUCACAAUAGACAGUGAUUCGUUUGAAACUGAAUCUAAUACACCAAUGAUCACUGACCAAGAUGAGGAAGUUUAUUUUUCAUGCACCGAAGGAACUAUGUCUACAGACGAUAUGCAAGAUGAUAAGAAAUAAACCAAAACAUUAUACACUUGUUUGAUUGUGGCAGAUAAAACCCGGCAAUAAAUGACAAUAUCCCUUGCAAGCGAAAGGAACCGAUGGAACGAACAUUUGAGAGCAAAAGUUAGCCAAAUUCUUGAAGAAUAGAAUUGCACAAAAAAUAAAAAUAACCUUAAAAUUAAGGCAUUACAUUGUAUCGAAUUGAAAGAAUGAUCAAAUAAUAAACAUUACUUCAUGCUGUUGCUAAUAUCAUGCUAAU
Molecule: messenger RNA, 1860 nt
Organism: Anopheles funestus (African malaria mosquito)
Lineage: Eukaryota; Metazoa; Arthropoda; Insecta; Diptera; Culicidae
Exons: 1
Coding region: 345-1616 (423 amino acids)
Source: RefSeq, a predicted model, not a curated record